AUGGCUCCCAAAGCGCUGCAGGACUGCCAAGGCCUCCCAGGGACCCUUCAAACAGCCAGUUCCCAACAAGCGGCACCACCCCCACAGCUGACGCUAGCCACUAGCCAUAAGCGGACCAUCCACAUCACCAUCCAGCAGUCUCACCAGGAAUAUCACCCCGGGCUGCCCGCCUUCCGCCAGGCCCAGCCCGGCCGCGAACUGCUGGAGGAAUUCCAGCGCCGAGAGCCCUACAAGUACCUGCAGUUUGCCUACUUCAAGGCUAAUAAUCUUCCAAAAGCUAUUGCAGCAGCUCACACAUUUCUUCUGAAGCAUCCAGAUGAUGAAAUGAUGCAAAGAAAUAUGGCCUACUAUAAGAGCAUACCUGAUGCUGAGGAGCAUAUUAAAGACUUGGAGACAAAGCCUUAUGAGAAUCUCUUUGUGAGGGCUGUGAGAGCGUACAACGGUGAGAAUUGGAGAACAUCUAUCUCGGACAUGGAGCUGGCUCUUCCUGAUUUCUUCAAAGCCUAUGAUGACUGUACAGCAGCCUGUGAAGGCUCCCGAGAGAUCAAAGAUUUUAAAGACUUCUAUCUCUCCAUUGCAGAUCAUUAUAUUGAAGUCCUUGCAUGCAAAGUGCAGUGCGAGAGUAACCUGACACCCAUUAUAGGAGGCUUUGUUGUUGAGAAAUUUGUGGCCACCAUGUACCAUUACUUGCAGUUUGCUUAUUAUAAAUUGAAUGACAUGAAGAAUGCAGCUUCUUGUGCUGCUAGUUACCUUCUGUUUGACCAGAAAGAUGAAGUAAUGAAACAGAACAUGGUAUAUUAUCAGUACCACAAAGACAAAUGGGGACUUAAAGAAGAGGAUUUUCAGCCCAGAUCGGAGGCAGUUCGAUACCACAACAUAACCACACUCCAGUUGGAAAUGUAUGAAUUCGCAAAGGAGCAUCUGAUGGAUGAUGAUGAGGGUGAAGUUGUGGAAUUCCUUGAUGAGCUGUUAGAAGUAGAGGAAAAGAAGGAAUCCUGAUGAUUGAAAUCACCACAAAGUAUUAUACAAGAGUGAACACUCACCAUUUGUCCUUACUAUUGGUUUUGGUCACCUGUAGUUCCAGUUAGAUAUACCUCAAAGCUGCUCCUUUAAGCUCCGCCUUAUGUCACAAGAUCCACUCCUGAAAGAUCACUUCCAUGCUGCACUGACUCCUCCGUGAGCAUGGUUUUUUACUGUGCCUUUAAAGAAUUGGUGCAUAUGGUUUUUCCUUGUGAGCUUUCGUUCCUUUACACAAAGACAACAAAGCAGACUAUUUGUAUUUUCUGGGCUAACACUAAGGUUCCUCCUUUCAGUGCUGUUCCACUAAAGUUAUAACAGUACAGCUAAAUUCCAAAGAACUUUUUUCAGAUUAUGAACCACAGAAGACAUAACAGUUCCUUUCCGAGCUAUGUAUUGUGUUAUUUAUAUACCUUUUUUUCUGUGAUGAUGAAUAAAGUGAUACUGAACCCCG
Messenger RNA from Charadrius vociferus (killdeer), 1471 nucleotides. It is a transcript of the gene CRTAP, whose product is annotated as cartilage associated protein. The coding region runs from base 1 to 999 and encodes 332 amino acids. The record is from RefSeq and is a predicted model, not a curated record. Gene Ontology annotation, cellular component: endoplasmic reticulum. The transcript is spliced from 8 exons. Gene Ontology annotation, biological process: peptidyl-proline hydroxylation to 3-hydroxy-L-proline; collagen fibril organization. Gene Ontology annotation, molecular function: collagen binding; protein binding. NCBI's taxonomy places the organism in Eukaryota, Metazoa, Chordata, Aves, Charadriiformes, Charadriidae.